Messenger RNA from Cuscuta epithymum, 5091 nucleotides. NCBI's taxonomy places the organism in Eukaryota, Viridiplantae, Streptophyta, Magnoliopsida, Solanales, Convolvulaceae. The record is from the annotation of a GenBank genome assembly.
GUAUUUUUUUCCUUUUUUGGAAAGGUUUUUUUACACUUUUUAAAAACCAACACUAUCCUAUUUAUUCACUCCAUAAUACUUCGAUCAUGGAUUCUCGUAUCCUUUGUUUUGACCUGUCUGAAACUUUUCGUCUUUUUAUUAGGGUUUGACUCUGGGACGCGCGCUUCUUCCCUUGAUUGGGUACGUUUUCCUCCCUUCUGCUUCUAUCAGCAAUGAUGAUGAUCUUUCUCACUCUCCGUGCCACUGAUCCUUUUACUCGCAAUGCAUCAAUUCUCAUUACGAAAUCUUUAAAUUAAUGAAUUCUGUAAUGUGAUUUCGAUCAUGCAUUGUGCGAUUUUUUAACAAGAAUUUGAUGUAAAUUGGGGUUCUUUUUUUAUUUAGGAUGAAUGCAUAGACAGUAAAAUGGAUAUAAACAGAUACGGUUUUCAACAGCUUUCCAACAUUCAAGAAAAUCAGGCUAUUGGAAACGUUUCAAGUUCGCUUAAAAUCUGUAAUACUAAUUCAAGGUUGCAUUUUUGUGAUAGCAAGAGUGAUUGCAGCAAGGACUGGGAAGUCACCCCCAAAGAUGAAUUGAUUGGCCAAAGACUCAUGCAUGCAGGAUCUAUGAAAAGGGGCAAACAACUAGUUGACUAUGUGCCUGGCAUGGGUGGCCAGUUGACUAAUCAAAUGCAGCAAGGCUCUUAUUAUCGAUAUCAAAAUGUUGAUGAUUUUAAUUUUCAUUCAGUUGCCACCUUUUCUCCUUACUGCAAACCAACACUCACGGGCAUGUCCGUGAAAGAUACAUUCAAAGAGAAUACCGAGAAUUUUAGUUUAGAGUGCUUGGUAGCAGCUGAUCCAAACGCUGACUUGCAUCAAUCAUGCAUGAUUGACAAUGUGUAUGACAUUGAAGGGUCCUCAUUGAAUGGCCACAGGAGUGGCUUUACAUCUAUUAGACGGGAUGGAAAUACCAUGGUUCAUGUAAAUCACAUCCCCAAUGAGAUUAUUCCUUCUCCAGAACCAAUCUCAUCGGUGACCGCAUGCUCUGAUGGAGAUUGGAAUAUUGAUAUGGACGCCUUUGACAGUCAACAUACUUUCUCUGAGAAGAACACUCUACGAGAUGCUCUUAAAUCAGCACCAGGCAACAAACCUCAACAUACUGCACAAAACAUCUAUAGUGUCGACGUUCCGCCAUUGAUUAGGCGCAAUAUGGGAUUAUCUGAUUUAAAUGUUGUCAAUAUUCGGGAACAGGAUUCAAAUCAUUUUUCUCCACCAUUGGUUAUAUCUGGUACUGUUGUUGAUCAGGCCAGAUUGAAUAAUGAGUAUUUGUUUCCUCCACAGCUUCAGAUGGGUGGCUUUGUACAUUCUGAUCGGUAUUCUCAUUCUAUUCUGCUCAACGAGCCAUCUGAUUUGAGGUCUCAAGGGUUUAUAGCAAAAGAAGAAGCAUCUCACUGGAAUGUAUCCAGCCAAAAGUCCUUGAAUGCAAUCAGCUUAGAGAAACCAGAUAGUGCUCCGCAAUUGAAGCUAUCUGGGGUUGGUUAUGCUCCAGAUGUGCACCCUAAUUUUUUCCUAAGUGGAACUUCACAGACUUCAGAUUUUGGCCAUUUAUCUUCACAUCAAGUUCUAGGUUUAUAUGUCAAGUAUAACGCUCUUACAAUGAGUUUUGGGAACGAGCAGAGACCUUUUCUGAACUCUCUGCAUUCAUUAGUUUGCAAUGGCACAAUAUGCAAUUGUCACCAGUAUCAUUUGCUUAUAUCUCAUUUUGAAAGCUGUAGCGAUAGUAAUUGUAGUGUUUGCAAGCCUGUCAGGUAUGAUGCAGUUAUGCACCCAGUUGGCCCAAUCAGCACAGAAACUGUGAAAGCAAAGACUGGUCUCAUACGAACCCUCCAUGAUAGAGAUUUUAAUGACAUGAGUUCUUGCAGGGAAGAUACGCCUUACAAACGAACAAGAUUGGGAAAUGCUUUUAUGCCUGAAAAUAUUGAUACAGUUUCACAGUCAGUAUAUCAAUGCUGUGAUACUCUAUCACAUUUGGCCUCUUGUAAAUCACAUGAAGCUCCUCUUCACGUUAAGGGAGAUCUUACAGAGAUGAAUAAGAGACCUACAAACUCCAAAGAAGAUCCCAAUGCAGUUGAGGAUGAUGGUCAGAAAUCACUCCCUAGACAUGCUUCUUUGUCGCGUGAGGAGGUUUACAAUGAGGAAGGUUCAACAGAGAUGAAUAAAGUACUUGUAAAUGUCGUAGGAGAUCCAGGUGGGAGUUAUGCUACAGAUGAUGCUCCGAAAUCGCACGUUGGCCCUAGUUCUUGCAUAUCUAGUGACCACAAUGGUAAUGCAAGUGGAGCUUUGAAUGACAAUAUUUACAACUCUCCAGGAGUGAGUUCUGAUGGAAUGCAUGCUCUCCUGGAUGAAUCUGCUCAUGGUAAAGAAGAUCACUCUAAAAGUUCCAGACCAGGAGUCAAACAUAAUUCAAAUGAUUCUGCAGUCCGACAUUUGUUCAGAAUAAAGUCGAACAAUCCAAAGAGGCUGGGCGUGUCUUUUGUUGACUUUUUCACUGCUGAUCAAAUAACAAAGCACAUUUGUAGUCUCAGAGUACAGUUUGGGAAGGGAUCAGUAGUGGAUGCUAAUGCUCGCUGUACCAUUGAGAAUACAUGCCAGUUGUGUGGCACUGAUAAACUUGUAUUCAUCCCAGUUCCUAUAUAUUGCUCAUCGUGUGGUGGCCGUAUCAAGCGCAAUUUGGUAUUCUAUUAUUGGUUGCUGGAGGAAACAAAAAGUCGAUAUUGUUUUUGCACUCUAUGCUUUAAAGCAUCUCGUGGUGGCAACAUCUCAUUCCUUGGCCUAUCUAUUCCCAAGUCAAAUCUUCAGAAGGGAAAGAACAAUGAUGAAAAUGAAGAAUCAUGGGUGCAGUGCGACAAGUGCGAAUGCUGGCAGCAUCAGAUAUGUGCUCUCUACAAUGCUAAAAAGGAUUUGGAAGGUAAAGCAAAGUAUACAUGUCCUUAUUGCCGAUUAAGGGAGAUCGAAUCUGGAGUGCAUGCACCUUCCCCUCCCAUUGGAGCACGGGAUCUUCCAAGGACCAAAUUGAGUGACCAUAUUGAAGCCAGACUGUCCAGACUCCUUGAGCAAGACAAAAAAGAGAGGGCAAAGCUAUUAGGAAAGAGUCUGGAUGAGAUUCCAGCAGUUUCAGAUCUUGCUGUCAGGGUAGUAUUAUCUGUCAACAAGCAACUCAAAGUCAAGCAGCAUUUUUUGGAUAUAUUUCACAACCAUGAUUACCCUGUAGAGUUUCAAUACAGGUCAAAGGUGAUUCUCUUGUUCCAGAAUAUUGAAGGAGUAGAUGUAUGUCUCUUUGCAAUGUACGUCCAAGAGUUUGGAUCAGAAUGUGGUGAGCCAAAUAGAAGAUGCGUCUAUGUUUCAUAUCUGGACUCGGUCAAGUAUUUCAGACCUGAGAUACAAACUGCAACAGGGGAAGCUCUUCGAACCUUUGUAUAUCACGAAAUACUGAUUGGGUACCUUGAAUACUGCAAGAAACGGGGUUUCGCGACCUGUUAUAUAUGGGCUUGCCCGCCUGUGAAAGGGGAAGAUUACAUAUUGUAUUGCCACCCAGAUUCUCAGAAAACACCUAAGUCAGACAAGCUUCGCCAAUGGUAUAGGUCAAUGCUGAAGAAAGCAUCAAAAGAAAAUAUUGUGAUUAGUUUCACUAAUUUCUACGACCACUUCUUUGUUCCAAAUGUGGAGUCUAACGCCAAGAUUUCAGCUGCUCGUUUACCAUACUUUGAUGGAGACUAUUGGUCAGGUGCUGCAGAGGAUACAAUAAGGAACAUUGAUAAAGAUGAUAAAGGAGGAUCUACUAGUAAAGUUAAGAAAACUAUGACAAAGAGGGCUUUUAGAGCGAUGGGGUAUAGUGAUCUUUCUGCCGAAGCAGCAAAAGAUGUAACUGUUAUGCAAAAGCUGGGGCAAGCCAUUCUUCCUGUUAAGGAAGACUUUAUUAUCGUAAACCUACAAUUCAAGUGUACGAAGUGCGAAAAAGUAAUAUCUGGAGUUAGGUGGCACUGUAACCAAUGCAGAAGUUUUGAACUAUGCACAAGUUGUGUUCUUAAGAAUCAAGACAUCAAUGGGCAGAAGGAACACACUUCCUCUACUGGGGAGAAACAUUUUCUUACACAGACCUCUGCGGAUGCCAUACCUGCUGACACUGAAGAUAAUGAUGCCAUUAUAGAUAAUGAUUUCUUUGAGCACAGGCACUCUUUCUUGUGCUUCUGUCAAGAAAACCAUUAUCAGUUUGAAUCUCUCCGGCGUGCUAAGCACUCGUCAAUGAUGAUAUUGUACCAUCUCUACAAAAGUAUACAUUGUUUAUCUAGUGAAGGUUCUGAUUCCCAUCUUCAACAAGCUGGCUUGCAGAUCCAAUUACUGGAUUUAGUAGUCCAUGCAUCACGGUGCCGUGCCACCAAGAGUGACCCGUGUCCAUUUCCAGACUGCAAUAAAAUCAGGCAGAUUUUCCAUCACGCGCAUGGAUGUACCAUUCGAAUAUCUGGAGGUUGUAACAUUUGUAACAAAAUAUGGUUGCUUCUACGUAUGCAUGCACGCAAGUGUGAAGAUUCAAGCUGUUUAGUUCCGCGUUGCAGGGAUCUUAAGAGGCAUGCAGAAAAGAAUGCAUUGCAAUCCAAUGUUCGUCAAAGGCAAACGGUGGAAGGGAGAGAGUCAGCCUGCUAAAGAAGUUUUGAUGACUCUUCCCAAGUGUAGUGUGUAUAUCAAAAAAUUGUUAGAUCUUCUUCAACAAAUGUACAGUGGAACAGUGUCCUCAGCAAGCAAUCGGUUGGAGCUGACAUGCAAAAAAGUUUUGUGGAUGUUUUUCUUGGGGUAUAUAAAACAAUGGAAAACAACGUCAUUGGCUUCAGCUUGGCUGAAGAUUAUGAUAGUUUAGGAAGUUAGGUCUUGGGUGGCCGACAUAAUUUAGUUAGAGGAUAUUAUUGUCAUUUAGAUAGAUUAAAUAUAUCAAGUUUUUUAUUUAUUAUAGCUGUCAAAAUACUUGGAUAUCUCACUUGUGUAUAUUUAGUUUGAUGAAAUCUUAACUUGUAGGAUUUUAUUCGGAAUAAAUGGUUAUACUCAUAUUUGAAUGAGUCAUAA